AUGGAUGCUUCUCGCAUUCUGAUGUCAAGACAAAUUAAAAAAUUUUUUGGUCUUAGUGGCGGAUACUCUAGUGCUUUCCGCAGACAAUUUGAUGCUACCUGUUAUGGGAAAAAGAGAAAAUCCUUGAUAAGUUGUCACAUUCUGCCAGCAACUAGUUGGAAUUCCUUUCGUCAGUUCGGAAGCAUCAAUAGUUCAAGAAUAACUUUGGUUAGCAAAAGGAACAUCCUCACAAAUCCCCUCAUUCUCACUUCUGCCAACACAAAAUUUUUGAAUUUAUCAAAUAUUUCUCGCGAUUUUCACGAAUCACGUCCUUGCGACGUGGUUGUCCCAUAUUUGCUUGCAGAUAUUGGAGAAGGUAUAACUGAAUGUGAAAUUGUGCAAUGGCACAUUAAAUUGGGUGAUCAAAUUUCAGAAUUUGAUAAAAUUUGCGAUGUACAAUCAGAUAAAGCCUCCGUCGAAAUUACCUCACGUUACACUGGAACUGUCAAAAAAUUACACUAUCAAGUUGGGGAAAUGGCCAAAGUAGGAAAACCAAUAAUUGACGUCGAAGUCGAAGCCGAAGCCGAAAAUGUAUUAGAAUUCACUGAAUCAGAGAAUAAGGGGAAUGAUGUCAUCUUUCCUACAACAUCACAAGCGCAGGAUCCCAAAAUUUCUGAGCUUAAUUCAAUUGAUGAAAGGAAUUCCUUCUUGGCUACGCCUGCUGUCAGGCGCAUUGCACGUGAACAUAAUGUUGAUAUUAAAAAAGUUAAGGGAACCGGGAAAAAUGGCCGAGUGGUGAAAGAGGAUGUGUUGAACUACGUAAAUAAUCUCAUGCAUUCAGAAACAAAAGGUUUUUUACCACCAGUGCCACAGUUUACCGAUGUCAAAAUUGUACCACUGUCAAACAUCCAAAAAUCAAUGUUUAAGAAUAUGACAAGAUCCCUUCAGAUUCCUCAUUUUGGAUACUGUGAUGAGUUUCUGUUGGACAAUUCUAUCGCAUUCCGUAACUCAAUUAACGAAUUCCUUGCUCGAACCGACCAGUUCUCGGUCAAAAAAAUAUCAUUUAUGCCAAUUUUUGUUAAAUCACUUUCCGUAGCUUUACAGCAAUUCCCGAUCCUUAAUGCAUGUAUCGUUGAUGGAAAUGAUCCUGAUACCGUAAAGAUAAAAUAUCGUACAUCACAUAAUAUUGGGAUUGCAAUGGACACUCCCAACGGAUUAUUGGUACCAAACUUAAAAAAUGUACAGACAAAAUCGAUUCUCGAUAUUGCAUGUGAUUUGCAACGUUUACAGGAAGCUGCGAAAAAGAAUACCAUUUCUAUUGCAGAUUUCCAGGAAGGAACGAUAACAUUAUCAAAUAUAGGAAUUAUCGGAGGGACGUAUCUUUCUCCGGUUGCUGUUACUUCCGAAUUGUGUAUUGUAGCAGUUGGAAAAAUCCAGAGAUUACCAAGAUUUGAGACAUUUAAAGAUGAAACAACUGGAAAGAUCAUGGAAAAUGUGGUUCCCAAACACAUUAUGCCUGUCAGCUUUUCUGCAGACCAUCGUGUGAUAGAUGGGGCCACUGUUGCCAGGUUUUCAGAAGUGUGGAGAACCCUUUUAGAAAACCCUGCAUUAUUAUCAGCAGAAUUGCGAUGA
Molecule: messenger RNA, 1611 nt
Organism: Acaulospora morrowiae
Lineage: Eukaryota; Fungi; Glomeromycota; Glomeromycetes; Diversisporales; Acaulosporaceae
Source: the annotation of a GenBank genome assembly